Molecule: messenger RNA, 1752 nt
Organism: Pleurotus ostreatus (oyster mushroom)
Lineage: Eukaryota; Fungi; Basidiomycota; Agaricomycetes; Agaricales; Pleurotaceae
Exons: 11
Coding region: 1-1752 (583 amino acids)
Source: RefSeq, a predicted model, not a curated record
AUGUCCGGCGGCGACGAGGAGUAUGAAGUAGACUACAUUCUGAAAGCACGGAUAGAUUACGAGAAACCCAAGGCUCGAAAGAAGAAAUUGAUAUGGAAAUUUCGCGUCAGAUGGAAGGGCUACACAGAGGGGGAUGAUACGAUGAAUGGUCGCAUCGUUCAAUCUUUUGUCUCGGAGGAUCAGCAAAGGCAGGAGGGGAUGUCCUUCCUGAUUUUCGAUGGCCCAGACUGGGAACCCGCAGAAUCGUUUGAAGGUUCCGAAGAGCUAAUCGAAAAGUUCUGGGCACGCUGCGAGCCCAUGCUGCAGGGCCGGGACCCGAAUGAUAUAAGCCGAUUCGAGUACCAGGAUGAGGUAUUCCCUACUGGGCCUCCUCGUAUCCGCCACAAGCGCAAAGUCGCGCCGCCCACAGAUGCUAGCCCCCCUGCCAGCAAACGGCACCAGACGUCGCCCCUGCCGGAACCAGCAGCGCAGUGUCUCCCAGACUCGCUGCCAGCCCCAUGUCCGUCCGACCCUCCUCCCAUCCCAAGUGCAUCGUCCUCAGCGCUAGCCACAACCACGAUGCCAUCGCAUCGCGCCAGAGCGGCGAAUUCGCGCGUGAAGAUGGUCGACGAUCCGCAGCUCACGGAACUGGCAGACGCGAUCCCAGCAAAGGCCCGCGUCUCGUCAUCGCGUCCGCGGGUAUCCAGCUCGCGCGCCGGACCGGGACGCAACUCGCAGCUGGAAAUCUCGACGCCGCGUCGUAGUUCGCUUCUGACGUACGAUAAAGGGAAGAGGAGCCUGAGGAGUGUGAAAAAAGCCGAACCGGUCCAGGCUGAACAACGCGCUGAGGAGAGACAUUCGCUUUCCCCUGAUGUCGACGAGAGCGCCGAAAUCCCCGGUCUAUCCAUACCUGAUGCGUCUGUGGUCGUUGUCCCGCCCACUGCCGCCGAGCUCCUGCGCCUGGCAGGCGCGGACGAGAAGAGCGUUGCUGACCUUGUUGACUUCCAAGAUGAUACUCUCGUAACCCCGACUCUGGCGUACCCAGAAGACACCAUCCCGCCUCGUUCGCCUUCACAGCCGCCAACAGCCGCAGCAACAACAACUGCAGGCACGGGGGUGGUGUCUGUACUGCGUCAAAGUUUGGCGACGGUGAAGGAGACGCUGUUUCCGUCAGCCAGCCCCGCAGUUCCCGAGCAGCGCCACAAAUGGAGGAUCAGCGACGCGAAUAGUACCAUCUUUGGCGCACUAGCAAGCGGGUCUGGGGAGACUGGUGAAUCCGAAUCACCAACAGCGAAGUUCUUCCUGUCCUUCGACAGCAGCGCCGCCGCCCCCGUGCGCCUUCUCUGUGCCAGCCCUGACACGCCAGACGCUCCGACCCCGACCCCGACACUAGACGAAAUCAUCAAGACACAAGCAAAAGGGCCCGCGGGCCAGUUUUAUCAGCAAGAAUACGCACAUACCCUUCUCAACACAUUGCGAAGUGUUGGACCCUCAGCAAAGGUGGUACUUGACGACAGCGAAGCCAGCGACGCCCAAAAGCGGCAUUAUGAGCGCUUCCAGACGAAAUUGCGAGCUGGGGAACUAUUCGUGGAGUUCGUACACGAAGACCUGUUCGCCUUCUGCGUCCCCGAAAGCGCCGACAUCGUGCAGCGACUCGACUUCCCAGCAUCACUACGCGCCGAAGCGGGGCAUGUCUUGGUCACGCGCGUGAUGAUUAGCAACCCUAUAGGGUAUCAUGAGGCCAUCGAGAAUGCGGAUCCAAAUCGAUGGUAG